AUUAAAGUCGAAUAUAUGUGUGAUGAAAAGUUAGUAGCCACAUUCCAAAAAUAGAAACAAAAGAAAGGGGUAAACUAAUAAAGGAUAUCCCAAAAAGGAAUACGGGUAAACUAAUAAAGACCGGAGGGAGUAAUUUAGAAAUGGCGCCUGCCAUUGUUGAAGAGGCAGAGAAACUAUGGGAAAUUUGGAACAUCCGUGUUUGCAUACUUUUAAGCUUCUUCAUUCAAAUUUGCUUAACUUUUCUUGCACCUUUGAGGAAACGCCACAGAAAGAUGAGCUUUCCCAUUUGGAUACUAUACUUGUUAGCGGAUACAGUUGCACUUUACACCAUUGGUUCGAUCUCUAAUAGCUCUGCCACCUCAAGCACAGAUGAUAUCUUUAUUUUUUGGUCACCUUUCUUACUAGUCCAUCUUGGAGGACCCGAUACAAUCACCGCUCUUGCUCUCGAAGAUAACGAGCUUUGGCUCCGACAUCUCCUCCAGCUUGCAACUCAAUCAGCAGGCACCAUUUACCUUUUCUACAAAGCAUUUCGGACAAACUCUGGGGAUGAUCAUCUGUUGAUUGCUGCAAUUAUUAUGUAUGUCAAUGGAUGUGUCAAGUACCUUGAAAGAACUACCUCUCUGUACUUGGCUAGCAUGGACACAUACCGGGAAUCCCUGCUAGGGAAACCUGAUGCUGGUCCAAAUUACGCAGCCCUUAUGGAAGAAUAUGCUUCUAGGAAAGCUGCUAAUAUCCCAGUAGACAUCAAAUCUAACUUAGAAACGGUUGCUCACAUUAGCAGUACUAAUGCUAAUGUGGUGGGUGAUUGUGAGACGGGAUCUGUAGAUCAUUGUGCUCGGACUAAGGAGAUGGAGUUGGUUCAACAAGCACAUGAACUGUAUCUAAAAUUUAGAGGCCUUAUAGCAGAUACAAUGUUCACCUUUAAAGAACGUAUUGAAAGCCGUGAGUUCUUCCUAGGCAAAAUUAAAAAUGGCAAUCAAGCAUUUAAAAUCAUCCAAAUCGAGCUCAAUUUCUUGUUUGACGUGUUUUAUACUAAGGUAAAUACAUUACAAAGAGCGCGUGGAAUCACUCGUGUCUUUUCCUCUGUUUCUGUCACUGCUUCAUGCUUGCUGUUCUACUUCAUGAGUACACACAACUACCGUAAGCUAGAUGUAUACAUCACUUAUGUGUUGUUAGGAGGUGCUCUUUUCAUGGAAGUAAUAGCUGUUAUUAUGCUCUCUUUCUGUGAUUGGGCUGUUGUUGCUGCAAUAGAAAGUGCUAAGAGAUGGUGCAAGGCCCCUCUCUCUGUUACUUUACUAGAGUUUUGGUUAAGGCACCGUCCUCGAAGAUGGUCUGAGGAGAUAUCACAGUAUGAUUUGCUCUACCAUUGCCUAAAUGACCAUUCUACAAUUGUGAAUAUCCUGCUUCUAAAGCGCGUCAAAGAUGUGGCAGAAGACUUCUUAUACAUUUCGAGAAUUAAUUUCGACAAUGAUAUAGGAAACCUUCUUUAUAUGGAGCUAAAGAUCAAAGCUACAGCAGCUGAAACAACAGAGGAUGCAAAGAAAGCUUGUGAAGCUAGAGGAGAUCUUGUUUUUUCGCCUGACGAAUUUGCUGAUUACUCAAACAUCUUACGCCCUUGGACGUUAGAUAUUGACUAUGAUGAGAGUCUUCUCAUAUGGCAUAUUGCAACAAAUUUGUGCAUUUUGAAUAAUCCUAGAAAAGAUGAUUGUGAAAGAAAACAGUCAGAGUUAUGCUGCAAGUUCCAGAAGUACAGCAGGAUGCUUGGAAAUUAUAUGAUGUAUCUCUUAAUCAUGAAGCCUUCUAUGACUUCUUCGGUAGCAGGAAUUGCACAAGUUCGACUUCAGGACACAUGUGAGGAAGCCAAAAAAUUUAUACAUAGGAAAUUACCACAGGAAGAAAUUGGGAAGUGGGCUAAAGUGGAGCGAUUUUUCAUCAAGUGUUUAUUUUGGCCUUAUGGUAUGAUAAAAGAUUUGAUGAACAAUUGCAAUAGUUGUAGGGAGAGAACUCCUGAGGCUAAAAAGAAGAAGGAUUCAAAGCUCGUCGAUAGUAGGCUUCCACAACUUUGUAGGAAAAUACUUGACGUGAACACGGAAUGGAAACCGGUAGAAGUGAAAGGUGACAGGAGCAAAUCAGUUCUGUUUGAUGCGUGUAGGUUGGCAAAGGAAUUGAUUGAGAUAGGAAAGAAGCGCGGCGAGGAGAAACAAUGGGAGGUGACAUUUAAGGUAUGGGUAGAGCUGUUGUGCUAUGCUGCUAGCCGCAGCAAACCUACUGCUCAUCUUGCACAACUGCGGGAGGGUGGAGAAGUUAUAACAUUGGUUUGGUUAUUGAUGGCUCAUCUUGGGUUAGGGGAGCAAUUUCGUAUUAAUAAGGGAACUGGGUGGGCAAAACUUAUUGUUAGAAAAUGAUCAGGUUAUUCUAAAUUUUGUCCCAUGAAUUAAUAUAUAUGUAGGCUAUGUUUAGUUCACCUGAAAUUUUCUAAUCUGAACUUAUCUGAUCUGAUCUGAACUUAUUUUUUCUGAUCUGAUCUGAUCUGAACUUAUUUUUUCUGAUUACAAGAUCUUAUCUUUUAGAUUUUUCUCAAUAUAUAA
Beta vulgaris subsp. vulgaris (sugar beet) is the source of this 2588-nucleotide messenger RNA. RefSeq lists its product as uncharacterized. Lineage: Eukaryota; Viridiplantae; Streptophyta; Magnoliopsida; Caryophyllales; Amaranthaceae. The record is from RefSeq and is a predicted model, not a curated record. The transcript has a single exon. The coding region runs from base 141 to 2405 and encodes 754 amino acids.